AUGGAUGACUGCCCUGACAAGGUCAACAUACAGUGCUACGGCUGCAGCGGGUUUGGACAUCUUCGCAAAGAAUGCCCGAAAAACGAAGAUGACGUCAGUGGCAUCGCAGCGCAAGAAGAAUUGCGUAAGACGCGUCAAACACUACAAGACACGCAGGAACAGCUGCGGCGCGCGCGGCAAGAGAUCGACCUGCUGCGCGAAGACUUGGAAGAAGCAAACAACAAAUAUGAACGCUGGCGAGCCUUCACACAGAGCACUACCGCGGAUACCUGUGCCGCACCGAAAUUGCAGUGUCUGCACAAAGAUCUACGAUACACCCAACUACGUAGGGUUGACCCGAGUGCUGCGAAAGCACAACUGCAAAACUAUGAGCAAUACGUAGAGAAACUUUUCGAUCAAGAGUCAUACCACCUGUACCUCACUAUCAACAUGCUCGUAUGCGAAAUCGACUAUUUCAAGGUCAAGGAAAGCGAUGGUGGCCUUAUAUGGCGAUAUGACGCAGCCCUCACUCUUGCGACGCUGCUUGAAGGAGCCCUGCAUAAGUACGGGUAUAGAGAAGCAUGGGAUCGGAACAUUCUCAGGGCACUCAAUGCCGCAGAUGUACAGUUGAGUCGCAUCAUCAUCGACAUACAUGACAUUUUUGGGAACGAGGUCAACUUAGGAUCAGCUCAGGUUCAACUCGUAGAUGGCGAUUGUGAACUUGCAGCUACCCACGGCUUCGAUGAAUACUACCCGAAGAGUAUAAGGUCAGUGGAAAACUGUAUUGGAUUCUUUGGACGGUUCCUCGAAUAA
This is a messenger RNA of Alternaria arbusti, 792 nucleotides long. RefSeq lists its product as uncharacterized. The coding region runs from base 1 to 792 and encodes 263 amino acids. The record is from RefSeq and is a predicted model, not a curated record. The transcript has 2 exons. Gene Ontology annotation, molecular function: nucleic acid binding; zinc ion binding. Lineage: Eukaryota; Fungi; Ascomycota; Dothideomycetes; Pleosporales; Pleosporaceae.